AUGAAUCUCCACCCUGAUUGUCUCGAUGCUCUAAAAUACCCUAGUAAGGAAACUGAUACCAACAACCCUUCACUCAGAAAGUUUCUAGACUUUCGACACCUGGAAGGUGAUUUGGCUGAUUCAGAUACGGAGCACUAUCGUUACCAAUGUGAACUAAAUGCUAUCAGCAAGUAUUACACUGAAGAAUCUGAAGUCGGUCAGAUAGUUUUGAAGUUGAAAAGUGAUUUUGAGGUGGAAUGCUUGCACGGACUACUUUGUGGGUGGUAUGCUUGCAAAGGAAAGGUGGAAUGCUCUGUCCGUAGUAGUUUUUGGGUGGAAGGCUCAUAUGGACAACUUGUGGGUGGGAUGCUCACAAGAAAAAGGGUGGAAUGCUCGUCCAUAGUGGAUAAAAAGUCGAGAUGGACGAAACUCUUUUGGAAUUUACGAGAAACUUGUACUGAAUUAGAGUUAGUUGAUGAGAAAUCCAAAUUGCAAUGGAAAGAAGGGAUGCUUGAAUUUGAAAGAACAGGUCUUUGCCAUCUUCGAGAGACUUCAUCUGCUGUGCAAGAAAAACAAAUCUCAAGUUAUGCAUCCUACAAGGGGCCUGAAAUAACGCGUAUGGCAAGUACACCAAAGCAAACCAUUAUACCAGAAGAUAAAGGAAAGAACGAAAAAUUACUUUAUAAUACUUCACCAAAAUAUAUAUGCAAAAAACCAUUACCAAACCCAUUUUUGGUGAAUCAGCAAGGGAAAAAACGUAAUCUUGAAACCGAAGAAGAUGACGAAGAAUUUGAUGCAAAUCUAACGAUUGUUGGUGGAAAAAGCACCGAAUGGAUUGUAAAUGGAAUUAAAAUCAGGGAACGCCUCAAGGAAUACCAGUUGAAGAAGAAUCUGCCAAAGACGAGGCCAGAAUAUUAUGACAUUAUAUUCUUCAAUUCUAAUUCUAAUAAAGAUGGGUUUUUAGAGUCAUUGGAUGAAAGUAUCAUAGCACAAAUGCUCAGCGAUAUAAAUGAGAAGGAAACCGAAAAUACAGUGGAAAAUGAAAUCAAACUGCUGUUAGAUCGUAUCAUUGAUCAUACCGCUUUAUUUGAAAAUAAAUUCGCGUUGAAUUUCGUGAGACAUAUGGUGAGAUUAAUGGAAGAUGUCAAUUUAUUACUUGACCCAAUGUCGGAAGGUACAUAUAUCAAUAGUGUCCUAGCGCCCAUUCUUGAUGAAUUUUUUAUCAAAAAUAAAAGGCAAUGGCGUGCAUCUUACGGCGAAACUUGUCUCAAAGCGAGCGCAAAAGAUAAAAAUUCACAAAAAGAAGAUUCUGAACGCAGGUCCACCGGAAAGAAAAUUGACACUAUUAUUGAAUUGCGAGAGGAGAAUCAAGAAUUUUCUGUCAUUGAAAUUAGUGGACCACCGUUAAAAAAUGAUUGGUCGCAUUAUAAGGAUGAUCGGUUGAAAAUUGCUAAAAUGUUAAAAACAAUAACAAACCAUUUUGCGGAACUAAACCCGAGUUCUGAUAUUACAUUGGUUAAACUAUACGGAUUGCAAGCGUAUUCAAAUGAGAUUACUAUAUAUGAAUUUCGACUUAAAUUCGCCGAAAUUUAUACUAUGAAACCAACAUUAAUGUUUUCCUUUCCAACAACUUGGGCAGACAUGACAAGGGCAAACAAAACUAUAAUGGGCUUUUUGAAGUAUGAGGCAUUAUUAACCGAAAGCACAAAGUCGAUUCAAGAUUUUCUAUGGAAUGAAGGUGGUGAAAUCGAAUCAUUUAAAAUGACAACACGUAUGAUUCAUACCCCUACAAAAGACACCGAAGAAGCAGAAAACACCAAAAGUUCAAAAUCCAGAAAAAAGAAACGAGUUGUUAAUGAUUAA
Messenger RNA from Ambispora leptoticha, 1842 nucleotides. The record is from the annotation of a GenBank genome assembly. Lineage: Eukaryota; Fungi; Glomeromycota; Glomeromycetes; Archaeosporales; Ambisporaceae.